AUGUCCGCCGAACCUGGACAAUCAUCACCGUACAGGUCGCCUCAUGGACAAACAAAUAGUCUUUCAGCCGGAAAUUCUUCCACUCCUGCCGCGGCUCCUGCUUCAACCUCUUCCACGACGCGGCCAAAACAAAGAGGGAACGUAUGGAUGCCAACUUUGACACCCACAUCAUUGGCGACGAGAUAUCCUCAAAGAGGGUUGGAUCCCAAACAGUUACAACCUGCAACUCCUCCUCAGGACCAAAACGGUCCUUCGACAUCAUCAGCUACUCCUUCUCAGAGACCUUUGCAUACUCCUUCGACCGCCCAACAUUCUCCGAGACACCCCUCCACACAACCUUUGAACCAAAGCCCUGUACCUCCGCCGAUACCUCAUGCCACUCGACCUAAAAUACACAAUGCGCAAGCGCAACCAGUCCCAGGAUCGCCGUAUCCAGCGCAAUCUACUCCGCAAGCUCAAGCGCCUCAACCUGCGCCUGCCCUGGUUCCGCAUUAUGCGCCCGGAUUGCAGAAUGCAACAGCUCAGCAGCCGAUACAUUCGCAACCGCCGCCCCCACAGGCACAGCCAUGCUCCACCGCUCCCCCGCGUCCUUCGGGGACUGGCGCUGUUUUCGAGGUCGGAAUGAUAUAUCCAUCAAUGGAGGAAGCCCGCGAAGCUCUGCUUUGCCAUACCAUUGCCAAGCACGAAUCAUAUCGGGUGUACAAAUCGGACGCAAGGCGGUAUAUGACCCGAUGUCGCAACCGCGACUGCAAUUACAUGGUUCGAGUCAGCUGGAGAAAGAAGCGGUGCGAGGCAUUCGUGUCCAUGUACAAGCCGCAUACGUGCAGUCCGGACACGCAUGAUAAUUGGCGUCCGGCAGCAUCGGUCAAUUAUCUUGCACCAGCUUACCAGUCUCUCGUCCAAGGAAGUUCAAAGCCGACUGCAGCUCAGAUCCUGGAGAUUGAGCGGCGCAGGGGCAAUCCGAUCCAAUACCACCAGGGAUAUCGGACGCUGAAAGCGAUUGAGCGUAAUCUGUACGGAGAUGCAGCUGAAUCCUUUGAGAAGCUACCCGCGUUCUUGUCAAGGCUUGCUAAGAUCGACCAUGCCGGAUACUGGAAGAUGGAGACGAAGAACGACAUUUUUCAUCGCUGUUUUGUCGCGCCGGCCGCGACGUUGCACGCUUAUACCCUCUGCCGUCGAUUUUUGACCAUUGACCGCGCGCCGUGGAAGACGAAGUGGGAUUUUUCGCUUCUUGUUGCUGCGACAUUAGAUGCGAACGAUCAGGUUCUGCCACUGGCGUGGGCGGUUGUGCCCGAUGAGAAGGUGGAAUCCUGGGCUUUCUUCCUGCGCCAUAUGCGCCUAGCGUUUCCGAAAAUUGAUAGCCCGCGUACUGCGCUGUUGCUUAACCCUCGGCUGGGGAUUGACGAUGCCGUCAGCCAAGAACUACCUGCUGUUGCCAUGAUGUAUUGCUGCGAAUAUCUAUCUCAAACUUUAAUGGAAAAGUUUCGUCCCGAGGAGGAAGUCCGCAAGCAAUUCUGGAAAGCUGCACGAGCGGAAUCGGAACCUACAUUCGCGCAGGCAAUAGCUCAAAUCAAACACCCGCGUGCGAAACAGUGGAUCGAGUCGAUCCCACGACAAAGAUGGGCCAAGCACGCCUUGCCAGUUCCUCGGUAUGAGCAACUGUCCAUGACCACCAUGGAAUCUCUGCACUUCUUAUGGUUGAACACCCGCAACCUGCCCGUUCUACGAGCCUUGUAUUCAAUCUGGCUCAACAUCACCGACCGACUCCAUCACUGCCGGGAGAUUGAGUUCAAGCAAUCCAACAAAUUGACCGACUUUGCUCAGGAAUGGAUUGUGCGGCAAAAGCAGCUCUCUCGGACCUGUACAGCAGUGGCAAGUUCCCAGGAGCAGUUCACCGUGCUCAACAAAGCCGUAGGCUUCGUGGUGGAUCUGAAUGCUCUGACAUGCAGCUGCCUCGACUGGCAAGAUCUCCAAUUACCAUGCCGCCACGCCCUCGCUGCCAUUGCUACCACUUCUCGCCCCAUCAACGACUUCGUCCCCCCAGCAUAUCACAUCAGCACAUACAAACAGAUCUACACCGGCGUUACGAUGCCGCUCGAACUGCGAGACCUGGACAACUUUGGCCAGUGCAGCGCCCCAGCCACAAAUCGUCGCGGAAGACCAUCAAUGAAUUCUUCCAAACAACCCCCGAGAGAUGGCGGUGUCCAGCCCCACUGUUCCGUCUGCAGGCAACCCGGACAUUCCGGCCAAAGCGACAUCUGUGCGAACAAUCUCGAGGAGCGGAACAUUGUCGUCCAAGAUCUACCCGAUGGCAUCCGGGCCUUCGAACACAAACCGGGCCCCCCACCUCCGAAACCCCAGUACCCGGCCGUGGCUGUCGUUGUGCCUGUCAAGCCCACGAUUACACACCCUACCACAUCAACCCCUGAGGUGCCGACCGUGUGUGUGCCCCGCAGGCCCCGGGGCAGCAGCCAAAGCAGCCGCAGUAGUAGCAGCAGUGACGACAACAAGACUCCCAGCGAUGAAGGCAACGGCACGGGCAAUGACCGGGGAUCGCUGGACCCAGGCUUCACGCAAAUCUCUUGCUCGCCCCAUUGGGCUCGAUUACCCGGAGAGCAGGACUCACCUGGGGUGAAAAAACCCACAGCCCCAAGGCCUUCAUUGAAUUUUGCACCUGCGCCCUCCGACGGGGGAUCCCGGCUGGAAUGGGCGCUGGACGCGAAGAAGAAACUCGAUGCCGAGAAAGAGUAUCUGUCGUAUGAGGAGUUGAGUCGUCUGCAGGGGCAGAUUCUCGACGGUCUUUUUCUAGCACAGACGUAG
This is a messenger RNA of Aspergillus lentulus, 2820 nucleotides long. Its product is annotated as SWIM zinc finger family protein. Gene Ontology annotation, molecular function: zinc ion binding. The record is from RefSeq and is a predicted model, not a curated record. Lineage: Eukaryota; Fungi; Ascomycota; Eurotiomycetes; Eurotiales; Aspergillaceae.